This is a messenger RNA of Onthophagus taurus, 2729 nucleotides long. RefSeq lists its product as uncharacterized. The record is from RefSeq and is a predicted model, not a curated record. NCBI's taxonomy places the organism in Eukaryota, Metazoa, Arthropoda, Insecta, Coleoptera, Scarabaeidae.
UAAAAUUACACUCCGCUACUUAAAUAAUAUUUACUCAUCUUUGACCUUGUAACUAACAUUUAAAGAGCACUUCUAAGUUAAUCUACACAGUGAUGGAUUUGUAUCAGUAAAGUGGUUGUACAGUUUUUGCUAAAUGUCUAUUAAUAAAACACGACCAACUCACAACUGUUCAGUUGUCGUUAUAAGUUUACUGUGUGCAUACGCAAACUUGCUCUUGAUAUAUCAGUAAAUAAAAAUGGAAAUAAAAUCGUUUGAUAAGUUAAUUGUUAAUUCGUUGUUGAAAGAUGGUAAGAAAUACGUUUCGAAUGAGUGUAAAAAUCUGUUAUCCAACGGUGAAAACUACGGAAGUAUUAUGCUCGAUGUGAAAGUUACGCUGACGGACAAGGAUGGAAAUGAAGAGGUCGUGAAUUGUGUUGCAAAAACUUGUCCGCCAAAAGGAAUUUGUUGGAUGAUUUUUAACGUACCUUACACCGUUAAGAAAGAAAUUGCGUUUUAUCAAACGGUAAUACCAACGUUAAAUAAUUUCGGAAAAACUCACGGAAUCGAUGAGAUUAUACCAUUUUUUGCAAAAACUUAUGGAAGUAGAAUAUCUUUAGAUCCCAAUUCAGAUGUUGUAGAUACAGAUGCCGCACUUUUAUUAGAAAAUAUGAAGUUAAAAGGAUACGGAUUACCCGAUAGAUUUAUCGGGUUUAAUUUAGAAGAAGCUAAAAUUGUUCUUAAAAAUCUAGCUACAUUUCAUGCUGUUCCUAUAGCGCUUAAACUCCAAAAACCAGAUGAAUUUAAAGAAAAAAUUAAACCUACACUAGCAAGAGAUAUGAAGUUCAACCCACCUUCCGAUAUGAUUGAUAAUCUUAUGGCGGUAAUAAAAAAUAUAUGUAUCGAUGCUAAAUUAGAACAUUUAUUACCUAAGAUAGAAAAAAAUUUUAAAAGAUAUUGCGAAGAACUCGUGGAUAAUCCAAAAAUUAAAGAACCUUUUGCUACAAUGGUCCAUAAUGACCUUUGGGUCAACAACGUAAUGUUUAAAUAUGAUAAUAACAUUCCAUCUAAAUGCAUUUUAGUUGAUUUUCAAGGACUUGAUUAUAGUUCUCCAACAAACGAUCUUCUAUUUCUUUUAUACACAAGCAUCGAUUUAUCAUUAAUUGAAACCAAAUUUGAUGAUUUAGUAAAAUAUUAUUUCGAAUCAUUUAUUGAUAUAUUAAAAAAAUUGAAAUGUCCGAAUAUAGAACAAUUUACUUUUGAAGCUUUUCUAGAAGAAAUGGCUUUAUUCGCUAAUGAAAUUCAAUUAUAUCAUAUUAUUCUUAUGUGUCAACCGAUUUAUAUGAAGAAAGAGGAUGCGAAAGAUUUAUCGAAAAUGGAAGAAACCAUGAAUUCUACCACGAUAAGUUCGUUACAUGAAAAUUUCAAGAAGAAAAUUAUUUUUGUUUUGUCCAAUUAUGAAAAACGAGGGAAUCCAACGUUCAGAUCGUUUCACUCGUUGCGGCAUCUCAUCAUGAAUGGUGACAUUGAAAUUAGAAAUAUAGAAAGUCUCUUUUCGGCUUUUUUAAAAAAUGGGAAGAAAUUCGUUUCGUACGAAUACGAAAAGUUAUUGCCGCCUGGUGAAAAUUAUGGUAGCAUUAUGUUAAAGUUAAAAGCAAUUUUAAGUGGGGAAAACGGUGAAGAAGAAAUUGUAAAUUGUGUAGCAAAAUUGGUGCCUCCAACUCCGUUCUUAUGGAAAAUGUUUAACACUCCGGUUACGUUCAAGAAAGAAAUUGGGAUGUAUAAAAUAAUUGGACCUUUACUUAACGAGUUUGGGAGAGAACAUGGUGUUGAUAAUUUAUUUCCUCUUUUACCUGAUUAUGUCGGAGCAAGAAUUUCAUUGGAUCCGGAAUCGACCGAAGUUGAUCACGACGCCGUUUUGGUUCUAAAGAAUAUUUUAGAAGAUGGGUAUGUUGUUGGUGAUAGAUUUAAGGGAUUCGAUAAAGAAACAACAAAUAUGUUUCUAAGGAGUUUAGCAGUGAUGCAUGCUUCAACCAUAGCUUUAAAGUUAAAAAAACCAGCUGUGUUUAAAGAAAAAAUACAUAAAUUAAUAGAAGUAAAAAUGCCUGUGGAAUUUAACGAAGAAUCGAUGCAAAAAGUUAUGAAACAAAUCCAAGAAGGUUUAAGCAGAAAUGAGAGAUGUCUACCUUACAUAGAAAAAGUAUUAACACAUCUAGAAAAAGUAGGUGAAUUAAUGACAAGUGACCCCAGAGAACCUUUCGCUACUUUAGUUCACAACGAUUUUUGGACGAAUAACAUGAUGGUUAAAUUUGAAAACGGGAAACCUGUGUCAACAAGAUUCAUUGAUUUUCAAAUCAUUGAUUACGAUAACCCAUUAAAAGAUGUCUUAUUCUUUUUGUACACAAGCACAAGACUGGAUUUAUUAGAAUAUGUUGACGAUUUCCUCGACGUAUAUUACAAAGAAUUUAUAUCCAUAUUAAAACGAUUAGAUUGUGACACAUCCCCGUUUUCAAAAUCAGCGUUUUUCGAUGAGAUAAAAGCGGCUGCUGAAAAAGAAUUAAUCCACAUCAUUUUCAUGUUACUACCUCUUUACACUAGAAAAGGAGAGGCGAAAGAACUGACGCAAAUGAAUGGCGAAAAUGAUAUCUUCGUUGCGGGAAGUAGUCUCGACGAUGGAUAUUAUCCCAGAUUACAUUUUGUGGUAUUAGAUUUUUUUAAAAGAUGUUGGAUAUAAAUAAAGUUGUUAUAAGAAA